AAUCUGGUGAACAUUUGUAAGAAAGACAUAACUCCAGGAUUGACCGACAUGGAGACACUUGAGGUUGACCCCACAGAAUCGCCCGUCCCCCGCCUGCUCCUGCUCAAGCUGAUCAGCUCGGGCUUCUCAUUCUUCGUGGCGGGGAUCAACGACGGCAGCCUGGGGGCACUCAUCCCUUACAUUCGCGACGAAUAUGACAUUGACACAAACAUGGUCUCGAUCGUCUACGGCACAACCUUCGCGGGCUGGUUCGCCGCCGCGUUGACAAACAGCUACUUGAGCCAAUACUUCGACCUGGGAAUCCUGCUUCUCCUCGGCGCAGCUCUGCAGAUCCUCGCACACGUCCUGCGCGUUUGGCUCCCACCAUUCACACUUUACACCAUUACAUUCUUCCUCGCGGCCCUGGGCCAAGCGUACCAAGACACCCACGCGAAUAACUUUGUCGCAACGGUGAAAGGCGCGCAUCGCUGGCUGGGUUUUAUCCAUGCAAUGUAUAUGGCGGGGUGUCUCGUUGCGCCAUUUGUCGCGACGGGGGUUGCGUCGUCCGGCAACCAUCAUUGGCAUUUCUUCUAUGCAGCCCCGGUCGGGCUCGGUGUGCUGAACCUGGUGCUCGUCUGCGUUGCGUUUCGCGAGUGGGCGAUGCUUAAGAAGACAGCUUCAAGCGAAGAGCAACCGACCGUGUCGAGGCAAAAGGAUGCCCGCGUCGAGAUGCAGAAGACGCUUAGCUCUGGCGGCGUCUGGCUCCUCAGUCUGUUUUUCUUCUUCUACCUUGGUGCGGUUAUUACUGCUGGCGGCUGGAUCGUCGAGUACCUCGUCGACGUCCGCAAUGGCGACCUGGACAAGAUGGGCUACGUCCCCGCGGGUUUCUACGGCGGGGGGUUCCUUGGACGACUCCUCCUGGCAGAGCCCACGCACCGAUUCGGAGAACGACGCAUGGUUUUCAUUUAUAUCGUGCUCUGCCUCGCGCUCGAGCUGGUCUUUUGGCUCGUUCCGGAUAUUAUUACCGAGGCUGUCGCGAUCAGUCUUCUUGGGUUCUUUUCGGGGCCGUUUUUUGCUACAGUCUGUGAUCCCAUGUCCAUAUCCAAGGGAAGUUCUAACAAUAGCAGGGUAUAUCCGUCGCAUCGAAGCUCUUCGCUGCUGAAAUCCGGUCAUCUGCGCUUGGUGUGUACCCCCACAUUUUACCUAGGUAGAGAUGCGCUAACUAGGGUAGCAUUCAUCUUCCUCCUCGGGCAGAUCGGAGGAUCGGUAUUUCCAGCUAUAACAGGCGUCAUCGCCUCGGAGGCCGGGGUAAAGGUUCUUCAGCCUAUGCUCGUCGGCCUACUCGGGGCUACGGGUGUUUCCUGGCUGAUUAUUCCAAAGCCACGCUUGCAUCACGAUUAG
Messenger RNA from Aspergillus calidoustus, 1380 nucleotides. NCBI's taxonomy places the organism in Eukaryota, Fungi, Ascomycota, Eurotiomycetes, Eurotiales, Aspergillaceae. The record is from the annotation of a GenBank genome assembly.